UCCUCCGCCCCCCGCACUCUGCUCCGUCGUGCUCUCCCCUGGCUGGCUCCCGCAGCCUCCCCCGCCCUGCGGCUCCGGAGCGCCCUACGGUUACCUGCCUCCCGCCCGUCCGCGCUCCCCUCAAGCUCAGGGCCUCUUGAGGGAAGAUGAGGAGCUGGUGAAAAAUCCAGGUAGAAGAUAAAUUAAGGAAUCAGAAGAAACUUGAGUAUACCACAAAGAAAACAAGGAAGUAUCCCAGAGCAGAAUCUAGAGUACAAGUACUGGUAUGAAAACGCCCAGCCUAGAAAAGGAGCAGGAGAUAUGAAUGAUGUCCCCGUGAGAGGUCUGGAAUGUCCAUCAAAUGCCUGGAGAGGUGCAGUUGCACAGAGCAGCUCCUGUGAACCACAUCACCUCCAGCUGUCAAACUCUCACCUCUGGCCUAAAGUGCUCAGCCAGCAUCGCCUGCCCCACGAAUGGCUACCCAGAGGAAGCACUUGGUGAAAGAUUUCAAUCCUCAUAUAACUUGUUACAUCUGUAAAGGAUAUCUUAUCAAGCCAACUACAGUAACUGAAUGCCUCCAUACCUUUUGUAAGACAUGUAUUGUUCAGCACUUUGAAGACAGCAAUGACUGCCCCAGGUGUGGCAAUCAGGUGCAUGAGACCAAUCCAUUAGAAAUGUUAAGAUUGGAUAACACAUUAGAGGAAAUUAUAUUUAAGCUGGUGCCUGGACUUCGAGAACAGGAACUUCAGCGUGAGAUCGAAUUUUGGAAGAAAAACAAGCCUCCAGAAAAUGGACAAGAUGAAAGUCCAAAAGCUGACAAGUCCAAAGUAGAUGAAGAGGAUGAUGAAAAUCAAGACGAUAAAGAUUAUCAUAGGAGUGAUCCACAGAUUGCUAUUUGCCUUGAUUGUUUACGGAACAAUGGGCAGUCAGGGGAUAACAUAGUAAAAGGUUUAAUGAAGAAAUUCAUCCGCUGUUCUACACGAGUGACUGUGGGAACCAUCAAAAAGUUUCUCAGUUUAAAAUUAAAGCUUCCAAGUUCUUAUGAGCUGGAUGUACUAUGCAAUGGUGAAAUCAUGGGGAAGGAUCAUACUAUGGAAUUCAUCUAUAUGACAAGAUGGAGACUAAGAGGCGAAAAUUUUCGGUGUCAGAACUGCUCAUCUUCGCAAGUCUGCUCACAGGAUGGCACUUUUUAUCAGUCUUACCCUAUGGUACUGCAGUAUCGACCCAGAAUUGACUUUGGUUAGACCAAAGGGCCGGAUCCUACUGAGAUGAAUCCUGCACUAUUUGUUACCCAUCGACAGAUUGCACAAUGAAUGGAUGUGCCUGGAUUAAGGGGACACAACCAGAUUUUCAGCAUGCAAAUAAGGACAUUGUCUUUCUUAAAAUUGUCAAUUGCAUCUUUGUUGUUUCUAUUAGAGCAAGCCAAGUGCCAUUCUGCUACUGAAAUGUGCAUAAGAUAUUUGUGGUAUCUUAAAAGUGUGCUGCAAGUCAUAGCCAAAAUCAUGACGUGUAUAGUCAAGAUUCAGAAACUACAGAACAUUUUGCCUGCCUGUUAGAAGAGUUUUCUAGUCCUAAUGUUGAUUACACUAGCAAAAUGGCAGAAUGCUCAUUCCAUGUGGUGUUGCAAUUGUCACAUAUUUACUAUUUUACUGAUUAUUGUUGUAUAAAUGAUAGAGAACUGUACAAAAAGUUAUGGAUUAUACCUUGAAAAUAUUUUGUAUAGAAAAUAUAUUUAGAACAGUG
Chelonoidis abingdonii (Abingdon island giant tortoise) is the source of this 1722-nucleotide messenger RNA. It is a transcript of the gene PCGF5, whose product is annotated as polycomb group ring finger 5. The record is from RefSeq and is a predicted model, not a curated record. NCBI's taxonomy places the organism in Eukaryota, Metazoa, Chordata, Testudines, Testudinidae.